AUGGCUACCUAUACAUGUGACGGGACUGCAUCAUCCCGUACCUACAACUGGCAAGCAGAUGGUCAAGAUCUCUACAUGUCUGGGUGCUAUCCAGUCCAAUGCACACAGCCAACGACUAUUGCAAACUUUCAUUACGAUCCUGACGUAUCGGUUCCGGUGUUCUACGGUUCAGUUCUGAACGGUAGCUGUAAUCUUGGCUAUGAGCUAACUGGUGGUGAUCUAGUUCGUAGUUGUGUAGUUGAUGUUAGUAAUAAUGGUGUUGGUAUGUUGACUGGCAGUGUUCCUGUAUGUUCACCUGUACAAUGUACUGAUCCUGGUAUACCAGUGGAUGGACAACGUAACACUACUGCUCGUAGCUAUACUGAUGUCAUCCAGUAUGAGUGUAAUAGUGGUUUUCUACUCAACGGUACAUCAAUUAUUCAAUGUCAGGCCAAUGCUACAUGGACUGCACCCACACCGCAUUGUACAGCUCGGAACUGUGAUCAUCCUGGACACAGUGACUACAUCAGCCGAAAUGGAGAUGAACACUUCUACAAUAGAUUUGUGAUGUUCCAUUGUCCUGUUGGCUUUGAUCUGGUGGGCAACAGUGUAUUGUUCUGUCAAUCUGAUGGUUCCUGGAACAGCUCCACACCAAGCUGUGUUCCUAAACAGUGUCCAAUGGUAGACAAUAGCAAUGCACAUCGUAGUAGCACUAGUAGAAACAACACAGUAACAAUUGUGCAGUGCGUUCUACCAUCGCUCGGUUCUCACUCGAACAGAACCCUGCACUCUGCAGCCGGUACGCUUGUGGACUAUCUAACCAGCGUAACGUACUCCUGCCACACUGGCUAUAAACUAAGCACAACUUCCACAUCAUCAUCGUCGUCAUCAGUGCCUGUACCCACGGUGCAAACAUGCCAGGAAACAGGAGAGUGGACGUCGCCAACACCGCCAGGUUGUGAAAUUGUGACGUGUCCUGCACCAACGCUACCCGAACACGGCUACUACACACCGACCUCUAGCUCUGGUGUGUUCAAGUACCAGAUGAGCAUCGUGUACCAGUGCGAUCGACGGCAUUACUUGCCGAUGGCAGUCGUUGCCACCUGUUCAGAGCAUGGAAACUGGAGUGACGACACACCAACAUGCCUGCCUGCAUACUGCAACACAAGCUUCCCUAUCCCAGGCAACGCCGUCACAACUCUCGAUGGCAGCCGCAUGUACGUGCCAGGCGUGGAAGCUCUGAACGCGUCCAACAUCACCGCUGUCUGUGACGUGGGAUACGAGAGUAACAAUACGCUAUCAACGUGUGUUGUCGACACGUGGGUUCCACCGUUCCUGCCCGACUGUGUGCGUGUCUCGUGCCCGGGAUUGUUCCCAUCCGGUGGUGCCAACACGAUACGUACCGGAAGUGGUAGUGAAUAUGGUGAUGUGCAUACGUUUCAGUGCCAAACCGGCUAUGAAUGGCCGCUAUCGUCACCAAAGCUCUCCGUCUCGUGUCAAAGCAACGGCCAAUGGUCCGCCAGUACUCCGAACUGUUCUAUAGUCACGUGCCCGCGUCUGACCGUCAUAGCAAACGGCAUGCUUAGCAGCGAUAUGGGUGUGUACAACGAUACCAUCACCGGGCAGUGCGACCCCGGGUACUAUGCCCCCUCCGGAAACUGGACCAGGACGUGCCAGGCCGACGGUACGUGGUCGGGAAGCAGCCCCAGUUGCGACCGGGUGUCGUGUCCCCAGGUCGUCGCUCCGGACAACGGUGGCUUUGCGUACAGCGGGAACAAGUUCGGCGAUACGGUGACAUUCCAGUGUAGUGCUGGGUACGAUCUUGGUGCCCAGGCAAGCAUGCUGACGUGUCAGUCCAACGCUAUGUGGACGCAUGCCGUUCCCACUUGUAAUAGAGUAAUAUGCUUGAGCCCGGACUUGCCAGCCUAUCCAUCACUGUCACCCACGCAAGCUAGCAUCACCACCACCGGUCCAGUUACAACCGGCAGUUCGAUCAGCACCACCAACAGCCCCAGUACACUCGCCACCCCCAGUACAACCACCACCAGCACUAGCACCACCAGUGCAACCACCGCUGCCAGUCAAUUCUACGACUACGGUUUCGUGUUCACGUACACGUGCGAUGCUGGCUUCUAUCUGCAAGGAGAUGGUAACACCACUUGUUCACAGCAACGCAGCUGGACUAACCCUGCACCUGCAUGUCACGCUGUCACCUGCAAUGUCAGCAGUCUACCCGUGAUUGCAAAUGGCGGUCACAACGCUAGUUCCGUACAGGUAUUGAGUGCAGGCCAGUCCGCGCUGUGGUCAUGUGACCAUGGCUAUGAGCUGCAAGGCGAUGCCAGUCAGCGCUGUGUUCACCAGCUGAAUAUGCCCGGGUACUUUGACGGUGCUGCACCCACAUGCACCAGAGUUCAAUGCCCUCUGUACGGGAGUGUCAGAAAUGGUAUCGUGAGUUCUGUUGCCACAGCGUACUCCUAUCAGGAUGUCGUGCAGAUAGACUGCUGGCUGGGCCACGAGAUCAGCGCAAACAUAAGCAGCACUGACGCAGUCUGUCUCGGUAAUGCCACAUGGUCACGGACCGUCACGGCGUGCACCGUUGUCAGCUGUGGUGCAAUUCCUGAGGUUCCGUUCGCUGCCCGCCGUGGAAACUCUUCCACGUUUGGCAGCAAUGUCAUCUACUCCUGUCUCGACGGUUACAACAUGACUGCUGGGUCGGCCAUGAUUAGUUGCCAGGACGACAAGACGUGGAAUGGAACAGUUCCUACUUGUUCGAUUGUCCAGUGUCCUAUAGUGACUGCUGACAACGCUAUGCUCUCGCAACCCGACGCCGUGUACCAGGAGAACAUCACGCUGACGUGUAACCAAGGCUACGAGAUCAUGCCGGAUGUGUACGCACUCACCACCUUGUGCCUGGCCGACGCGUCAUACUCGCUGUGGCCGCUGCCCGAUUGUCGGCGCGUGAGCUGCGGACCUCUGCCGCCCAUCCUGAACUCCAUGACAGCUAGCAGUGCGGGUAUGGAGUAUGGCGACACGGCGAUCAUACAGUGUAGAGCCGGGUACGUUGCGUUGAACACUACUACGCUGAGUGCCGCCUACCAGUGUACUAAUGCCAUGGGUGAGCGGACGUACGCCUGGACUCCGCGCGGUGCGGACAUCCUCCAGGGCAGUUGCGAUCCUGUAACCUGUACACUUGAUAGUCCUACCUCGUUCACCUACAGCUCAUACGUGAGAGAACCAAUAACAUUUGGUGACGUGCUGAACGUUAGUUGUGACCUUGGUCAUGAGCUAACUGGUGGUGAUCUUGUUCGUCGUUGUGUAGUUGAUGUUAGUAAUAAUGGUGUUGACACUUGA
Sycon ciliatum is the source of this 3330-nucleotide messenger RNA. Its product is annotated as sushi, von Willebrand factor type A, EGF and pentraxin domain-containing protein 1-like. The record is from RefSeq and is a predicted model, not a curated record. Bases 1 to 3330 code for a protein of 1109 amino acids. Lineage: Eukaryota; Metazoa; Porifera; Calcarea; Leucosolenida; Sycettidae. The transcript is spliced from 10 exons.